Molecule: messenger RNA, 13572 nt
Organism: Podarcis lilfordi (Lilford's wall lizard)
Lineage: Eukaryota; Metazoa; Chordata; Lepidosauria; Squamata; Lacertidae
Source: the annotation of a GenBank genome assembly
GUGGUUCUUAGCCAGUGGGAGGAUGAAGCACCCUUAAGAAGUAAUUGGAGAAGAGAUUGGUAUAUGACAACACCAAGGUAUCCAAACAGAAAAAGGUCUGGAGGGUGGAAAACAUUCAUUAUGAGCUGUGUUAUUUGCAGGGUCUUAUUCCAGGGCCAAAAGGUCACAAAGAGGGGAAAUGGUCAGGAGGUUUAUGAAACUACAGAUCGUUUUUCUCUUUGAAAUACUAGAACUCAGGUUCAUCCAAUGAAACUGAGUAGUGGUACAUUCUAGGGCUUUCUACAGGUGCUCUCUUGCCAGUGCCCCCUAAUGGCUGUUUGGCCAAUGGCAACCACCAGACAAGCAAGAGGUUCUUCAGAUUCCACUGGACAGACUCUUAGGUGGAGACAAACGUUUAUUAAUUGGUAAACAUUAGCAAAGAAAUUGAUCAGCAACAUAGAAUGGAGUCUAAUAUAAAGCCAACAGCAAUGGGAAUAAACUACAAAGUUGCAAUAUAACCAAUAAGCAAAAAAUCUUAGGCAGCAAUAAUUGUAAUACAGAAAGAAUAGGUACAGUUCUACAUGUCUCUCCAGCUGAUGGAGAUUUGAAAGACUUAUCUGGGACACUUCAGACUGGCUGACGGUCGUUCUCUUCACAUUCCGGGCCCUGAAGAUCCCAGGCUCCAGGGAGAUCAGAUUGGCCUCGACUAGAGCCAGGGCCUUUUCAGCCAUGGCCCCAGCCUGGUGGAAUGCUCUCUCACAAGAGACCAGGGCCCUGCAAGAUAUGACAUCCUUCCGCAGGGCUUGCAAGAUGGAGCUGUUCCACCAGGCCUUUGGUCGGGGUUCUGUCUGACUCAUUUUCUCUUUGUAGAAGAACAAGCACGAAGGAGGCUUCCCAGCCCGCUCACAGGUCCUUAUAAUAUCAGUCGAAACAGUUGGUCCUGGCGUGUAUUAACUGCUUUCAAUUUUAACUUGAGGAUCAUCAUUUGUCCAGUUUUAAUUUUAAUUUAUUUGAAUUAAUUUUUGGAUGCAUUUUAAUUGAUUGCUUGUUUUAUGCAUAUUGUAUUGUUUAUAUGAUGUUAGCUGCUCUGAGCCCAGCUCCACCUGGGGAGGGGAGGGUACAAAUAAAAAUUUAUUAUUAUUUAUUAUUAUUCUGGAAUGGAACAUAGAACAAUGUAUCAAGAUCUCCCUGUCUCCUUCAGUUGCUGGCCCUUAUAUAGUCCAUAGCUUAGGUCUCACACCACGCUGGCAACAGAUGUAAUUCAUGAUAUAAUUACAUUCCCAUCCUUUGAUGUAAUUAUGUUCCCAUCCUGUGUGGCCCUCAUCCCACCCCCAAAGCCGUGGAAGAGGUGCUGACCAUGGGAGGCCCAGCAGGCCUCAGGCGGUGCCACCCGCGUGGCCCCAAACCAGCCCCAAUGCCAGGAAGGAGGUGCCAGCCACGGAAAGGCCUAAGCCAGCCCCACCGUGGCCCCAGUCCCCUGCCUGGCCCCGAGGGGAAGCCAUGAAGGUGAGGAACACUUACCUCACCAAGACCGAAAUCCAGCGAUGCAUCCAGUAGGAAGAAAACAAAGCCCGUUGUCCUGCCGAGAUGGGGGUGGGCAACGGCCAACCUGCACAAGGUGGGUGGCACCGGGCCAGGUAAGACCCAUGAGGUGUCACAAACCCCGCCCAACUCCUGGAGGGGGUGUGAGCGGAAUUUACGCUCCCAUCCUUUCACUUCUCAAACAGCCACGUUCCUUAUAUUAAAGCUGCAGCUACAGCGGAAACCAGGAGACCACAUUCUUUUUUAUUCCCUGGCAAUACAGGUGCCCUGCUCUGAUUCAUGGGCCCAGUUUGUCAAUCCAAAUCAUGAUCAGAAAAUACAAGUCUUUGGCAAUCCCAUUUGCUAGCUCAGAUGAAGAAGAAGAAGAGAAGAGGAGUUUGGAUUUGAUAUCCCGCUUUAUCACUACCCCAAGGAGUCUCCAAGCGGCUCACAAUCUCCUUUCCCUUCCUCCCCCAUAGCAAACACUCUGUGAGGUGAGUGGGGCUGAGAGACUUCAGAGAAGUGUGACUAGUCCAAGGUCACCCAGCAGCUGCAGGUGGAGGAGUGGAGAUGGCUUAAAAAAGGAAUUAGACAAGAGCCCUCUUUGUUCUUUCUUUAAGCCACAGCAUCAGCUGUCAGGUUGGGUCUUUGCAAACAGAAAACAAAAUGCCACACCCGGAGAGCCUGUGUAACAGCUUCCCCUCUGCUGCUUUUCCAGUUCCAGCUCCAAAAUCUUGCUAGAUUCAAUUGGAUUUAUAUGCAUCUCUCUGAGACUGGAUCUUGUACUCCAUCUUUUCUGAUGAUCAGGAGGUAGUUCUAUAAUUAAAUGUAUAUACCUUCCAUCAAGGGUGGGGAACCCUCCAGAUGUUAUUGGUCUACAAUGCCCAUCGCCCUUAACUAUUGACCAUGAUGCCUGUGAUGGAGGACAUUGGCACCCAGGAACAUCUGAAGACCUCAUAGAUCCCACACAAUCUGUCAAAUGGUGAACAUCUUACUGGAGUUCUGUAAACUAGAUGUCUGGGAGUUUAGAGAGGGAUAGGAUGCAAAAUAUGAAUGUGCUAUAUUACCUGAAACAAUUUUCAAAAAUGCCUUGGAAUCCAUAUAGAACAUCUCUUUUAGUUUAAAACUGAGACUGAUCCAGCAGAAGAAAAAGAAAGAUGUUUCAGUUAUAUUGGACUCAACAACUUCUUGACUGAUGGUCUCAUACUGAUAGACGCCACUCUGUACCUAAUGUGUGCAUAGUGUUAUUCUACAUUUGUUGUUGUCUUAUUCUAGUUUGUUAUUCCACAGACAAAACUGAGAGGAUGGGGAAGCCAGCGCUCGCAAAGCGUGCAGCAUUCAGAAGACAUGCAGUGUCCAGAAAGCGUAAAAGAAAAGAAAAGGAAACUGGUGAUCUGUAUACAGCACAGUCAUAUGGGUUGAGGUUUCUCAUAAAGUAGAGGAAUGCACGGGAAAGGGAAGUUGAUGGAGAGACGGGCAGGGAGUGGAACCGGUCAUGUUGUGCCAGGGAGGAGUGCAGAGAAAAGCCCACACAGCUCUUUGGGUGCCAGAGGUCCACUAAGCCCCAUAGAAACCCCAGGGGUGAGCCCACUCUUUGCUGCUGGCUGUUGUGUUCCUUUAGUGUGUUCAGUCAGGAAUGGCUGUACAAUUAGGCAGAAUGAGGCAGUUGCCUCAAGUAGUAGGUGCUGGGGUGGGUAGAGAUGUGUAGACCAGGGGGCAGCAAACUUUUUUGGCAGGGGGCCGGUCCACUGUCCCUCAGACCUUGUGGGGGGUCUUGAAUUAUUAUUUUUUUAAAAAAUGAACGAAUAUUUUUAAAAAUAAUAGUGAACGAAUUCCGAUGCACACUGCAUAGAAUUAAUCCGUUCCAGACUUUUAAAAACAAACCCUAAAACAAUUUAACAUGUUUUUGCAAUUUAACAUGAAUUUUCCUAUCUAACGAGACCAUUGAGCCAUAAAAUGAAAGGAAUAAACAAUGUACUGUACUGUAAAAUAAAUAAGGCAGUAUUGCAGAUGAUAAAAAAUUAAAAUUAAUUUUUUUUUCUUACCUGCACUGAUGAUAGUCAUUGUUUGGAUGCGGGGUCCUCACCUGGGUUUGGGGCAUAGCUAUCAACUUUUCCCUUUUCUUGCGAGGAAUCCUAUUCGGAAUAAGGGAAUUUCCCUUUAAAAAAGGGGAAAGUUGACAGCUAUGGUUUGGUGCUGCGUUGCGGCCUGCUGGGCCUCCUGCUGUCGGCACCUCUUCCGCGCUUCGGGGGUGGGAUGGGGACCCUCCUGCUGGCAGUGGAGGCCAAAUCAGCACUGUGGCGGCAGCAGGGCGAGCUCUGGACUGCGGGAAGGUCUCUGGAGGCCCUCCCACCGUUCGCAGCCCUCCCACCGGCAGGGAUUAUCUUGGCGCUGCGUUUCAUUGGUAGAGCUGCUGAGGCAUCAGCUCUACCAAUGAAACACAGCGCUGGGGUGAGGGAUGACCCUGUCACUGCGUUGGCUCUACCAAUGAAACACAAUGCUGGGGUCAGCCCUCAGCCCUCAUCCCGGCACUGCGUUUCACCCUCAGACUCUCGGAGGGUCCUUAAAUGGCCUUGCGGCCAGGAUUUACAACCCUGUCAGGCCUGACUCGGCCCGCAGACCAUAGUUUGCUGACCCCUGGUGUAGACCACACAAACUGCACUGCACCUCCUCAGCUAGUCUGCUGCCCCAUCAGCAGCAUAGAAAUAGGAGCCAAUGACCAGCCCAGCUCAGCUUGUGUAUGUGGAAUUGUGUGAAUGGAGGGAGCAUCUUGUCAUUUGCCUGUGGGGCAGAAAGUAGUAUCAAAGGCUACUGUCUUCUGAUCCAGACAUUGGUCAGAAAAGUUUUCUCAAGCAGCAAGGCAUCUCGGCUUGCUUCCUCCACCUGCUUAUUCUCCCAAGUGCCCACUCCUUGAACAGUUGAGUGUCUCUGGCUGAUGGCUGCCACAGCACAUGGAAACCCUUUUCCCUGGGGUGGGAAUGGUAUGUUGACUAUUGAUGGCUAAAGCAGAAUUUUCUUUCUUCAAGCAUCAGCUUUUCACGAGUUGGUUACUUUCUUCAAAUCUCCAACGGGUGAAAGAUUGAUCGUACUUGAGAUUUUCAUCUUUACUGUCAUGACACUGCUGAUUUACACGCUAUGUAAGUACAUAAUUGGUGUACGUUGAUACUACUGUUGUGGGCUUUGCUUCAAUGCCAAUAGCAUUUGCAAAAAAAGAUGGCAGGAUCCACCUUCCCUUUACCCCUUUCAUCUCUCUUUGAUUUCCAGGGGUGAGUUACAGCUGUCACCCAUUGAGAGCAAUGACAAUGUUUUCUUCUCCCUGAAAAAGUGAGUUCCAGCACUUGGAAGAGAGGCAUAGGCUAACACAAGUCCCUGGGACACCCUGGACAAUUUCCUUUUCCAGUUUGCAAUUCUCUCCUUCCUGAUCUCGCCACCCUGCCCUGUAGAGUUCCCAAAGCAAGGAAGAAUUGGACUCUGAUUAAUAAAAUGCACACGAGGCUUGACCAGCAAGACUCUGGGAGGAGUGUGUAUAAUAAUAAUAAUUCUCUCCACCCCUUGGCCCAGGUCGUUUUAUUCACAAAAGAACUUUUUACACAGUGUUCGUAAGAACCAAUCAGAUUUCCUCUGAGCAUUUCAAAAACCCCACGUGGGGACAAAGUUAAAAGUUAAAACUACAAAGAGCUAAUUUGAGCAUGCAUAGUAGUCCAGAGUAAAUAAAAGAGGAAGCAACGAGGAAUGCUUUUAGGAAACCCCAGAGGUCAUAAACAGGAGUAAACAGGAGAGGAAGGAUAGGUAGUAUUUACCAUCUCCUUGUGAAAGAUUAACAAACUACAUCAAAGCUACCUUCUAGCUUCAUGACCCAGGAUGCCUGAUGAACAACUGGCCUGUGUUUAGAAUGCUGAUACGUGCCUGUCAGGCAGAGAAAUAUCAGAGACACAGAUCAGAAAUCAUAUCAAAAUGGCUCAAACCCAGCCAACGCAAUGCUUUCAUUGCUGAGACAAAUGGCUUGCUCCAUAUUUUUUAUAAUUCCUCAUAGCAAUCCCACCUGAUCAUUACAUGCCCUCUGCUAGAGCUCCAGUCCCAUGAAGGAAAGUGCUUGGGGGAAACAGGCUGGGGAGGCUAAGGCCAUGGCCAAUGUGGGUGGGUCCAGAGCCUACCUAAAUAUCGAGAUAUAUGCAGGGCUUUUUUCAGCUAGAAUUAAUCAGGACUCAGUUCUGGCCCCUCUCAGGUGGGUGCCCCUGCCAUUCUAAGAGAACAAGGGAGGCAUUCAUGGUGUGUUCCGGUGUCUCUUUUUCUAGUAACAUAGCACUGGAUAGAUGAACACAUGGCCUACUUGCCUAGAUAAUUCAUUUUUAAAGGGGACUCCAAAGUAAGCAAAGCUCAGGGGGAGGGAACCAAAUGACCAAGAAUUUGCAUAUUUUAAGCAUGAGGCAGCCUGGCAAAUGCAAGUCUGUAGGACAAAGAGGGCAGGUGUAUCUAGACACCCCAAAAUCUAAAGCUCCCUAAGGAAGGCCAACCAUCUGGUGACAGAAGUAGCAGGCCAAAUGGAAACAGGACUUCCGACCACCAGGGCAGCUUAAAUCAAGGCAUGGGAACCCUCAGUCUAAGGGCUGAGAGCAGAAAAUAUUAAUUGAACUCAUUUUCAUGUUUUUAUUGAUUUGAUUUUUUUAUUUGUCCUUCUCCAUAAGGUCCCGGGGCACGUUUGUUGUACAAGUCAGCAAUUUAAAUUCAAUAUUAAUAGCAGUUUGAAACCAAGUAUCCCCUUCCCCAGUUUAUCAGACUAGCGUGCUAGAACACAAUUUCUUCAUUUCUUUUCUACCUACUUCCUUCUUAGAUCAGAAGGAACUGCAAAAAAGGCAGGAGUUUCAAAUGGCAGUGGAUAUGAUUCGAACUGUUCUGGUUGGGAUUGAUCCAGUCUAUAUAGACAAGGAGGGUAAGCAUUUUAUAUGAACACCCCCACUUUUGCUGUAACAUGUUUAAAUUAAACAGAGUUCAAUUCAUGUAGUUCACUUUGGGAUUCAAAUUGUGUGAGCAAAACAUAUAUUCAAUGAAACUCAUCACCCCACAGAGUUUAGCACUUUUUCAUUGCUCAGCAGGAAGAAAAGCAGAUGGUUGUGAUUUUCACAUCUCCCCACUAGAAAUGCUGUCCUCCCCCAUCAAACUGUAAUUCACAAUGUUUGUGCUAGUGCAAGAUUUUAGCACUAGCAGAAGGGAACGUUCCCCCCACUUCUCCUUCAUGCCAUCACCAAAGCUGCUCUCCUGGGGUGAACGGGACUUCAGAACAAAUUGGAGGGAAGGGGGCUGAAGAUUGCAUUGCACAAGGAAAAAUCCUUGCGUUGACACAAUGUCCUCCUUAGAAUUAUGUGGAAUGCAACCCAGAAUUCAGCAGAAAAAGAGUUUCGGUGCCUCUAUUUUCUUAGAUCUCACAAAGCAUAAUUGAAACUGCGAAGUAUUCUUUGUAUAUUUGGCUUUCCUGUGGGACUCAAGGCAGGAAUUGGUUUGUGACCCUGUGAUUCCCAGCAGAAAAGGAGGACAUAGGAGGGGAACAUUAGAGAUACUUCAUGAGCCACUUUUAAAAUAAUAAUAAUAAUAUAGUAAUUUAUUAUUUAUACCCCGCCCAUCUGGCUGAGUUUCCCCAGCCACUCUGGGCGGCUCCCAAUCAGGUGUUAGAAACAGUACAGCAUUAAAUAUUAAAAACUUCCCUGAACAGGGCUGCCUUCAGAUGUCUUUUAAAGAUAGGAUAGAUGCUUAUUUCCUUCACAUCUGAAGGGAGGGUUUUUCACAGGAUGGGCGCCACUACCGAGAAGGCCCUCUGCCUGGUUCCCUGUAACCUCACUUCUCGCAGGGAGGGAACCACCAGAAGGCCCUCGGUGCUGGACCUCAGUGUCUGGGUAGAACGAUGGGGGUGGAGACGCUCCUUCAGGUAUACAGGACCGAGGCCGUUUAGGGCUUUAGAGGUCAGCACCAACACUUUGAAUUGUGCUCGGAAACGUACUGGGAGCCAAUGCAGAUCUCUCAGAACUGAUGUUAUGUGGUCCCAGUGGCCACUCCCAGUCACCAGUCUAGCUGCUGCAUUCUGGAUUAAUUGCAGUUUCCGGGUCACCUUCAAAGGUAGCCCCACGUAGAGCACGUGGGAAUAGGAUAGGAAUAGGGGGUUGCAUGGGUCUUUGGUCUGAUCAAGCUGCAGGAUUCUUCUGAGGCUUUUCAUUGGUGAUCUCAGCCACAGAGAAUCAAGUCUGCCCUCAUAUUCACAAGAACCCCAUCCUGGAGCUCUGCUUCUUGUUUCAGACUUGAGUGUUUUUAAGUGUUUGGAAAUGGUUUCCUGAUAUUUGCAGAUUGCUAUUUCAGAUAAUCCUGCCUUAAACUGUUUCAAAUCUUUUAGACUUAGAAAUACUUGCUGCAGCUCAAAACAUAUCAGAGGAAAUGCGGUAUUUUGCCAAUAAAAAUGAUGAACUGCAAAAAGAAAUUGGUAAGCUAUCCUACGAUGCUGAAGAAUUGUAGCGCAGUGGGAACCUGACCUGAGUCUGCACCAGCUGAAAGCCCCUCCUCUAGCUGAAAACUCUUAGAGCCACCCUAGGGAAACAGCAGAGAUAUUCAGAUCAGCUCUCCUGAACUGUUGAGAUUUAGCUUCUAUUGCGAGGAAAGACAAGCCCGUCAUCAGAAAGAAGCCCUCAUGCCCACUCACACAGUGAAUUGACCCCUUGGCCACUGAAUACAUAAUUGGUAGAGCGAUUAUAAAAUUGUCUAUAAAGCUUUAGAUGUAAAAGCAAAGAAUGGGAAUGAAUGCCUAUUACCUUACUUGUACAUUUGUUGUUUAGUCGUUUAGUCAUGUCCGACUCUUCGUGACCCCAUGGACCAGAGCACGCCAGGCCCUCCUGUCUUCCACUGCCUCCCGCAGUUUGGUCAGACUCAUGUUUGUAGCUUCGAGAACACUGUCCAACCAUCUCGUCCUCUGUCGUCCCCUUCGCCUGGUGCCCUCCAUCUUUCCCAACAUCAGGGUCUUUUCCAGGGAGUCUUCUCUUCUCAUGAGGUGGCCAAAGUAUUGGAGCCUCAGCUUCAUGAUCUGUCCUUCCAGUGAACACUCAGGGCUAAUUUCCUUUAGAAUGGAUAGGUUUGAUCUUCUUGCAGUCCAUGGGACUCUCAAGAGUCUCCUCCAGCACCAGAAUUCAAAAGCAUCAAUUCUUCGGCGAUCAGCCUUCUUGAUGGUCCAGCUAUCACUUCCAUACAUCACUACUGGGAAAACCAUGGCUUUAACUAUAUGGACCUUUGUUGGCAAGGUGAUGUCUCUGCUUUUUAAGAUGCUGUCUAGGUUUGCCAUCGCCUUUCUCCCAGGGAGCAGGCAUCUUUUAAUUUCGUGACUGCUGUCACCAUCUGCAGUGAUCUUGUACAUAGAAGCAAGCUAAAGAUGGUCAGCAGCAAAACACACAUUUUGUGAGAGUUGUAUAAUGCCAUUUCCCCUCUUUCACUUUGUCUUUGGGAAAUAUCAUUGCCUUUAAAGACAUAUGCCAAAACCAGGCCUAAACUGAAAAGGAUCCAGAAAAUUCUGAUUGAAAUGGAUCUAGAAAAUCAGUUUCCUCCAAGAGCACCUGGAUCUGGUCCGCAACCACCCGCUCAAGAACCUUGACCAGGAAGGGGAGAUUAGCAACUGACAGUCAGUUACGUAAAUUUUCUGAGCCCAGGGAAGAUUUCUUAAGGAGUGGUUUUACCACUGCCUCCUUCAAUCUGGAUCUGGGACGCGGGUGGCGCUGUGGGUUAAAGCCUCAGCGCCUAGGACUUGCCGAUCGAAAGGUCGGCGGUUCGAAUCCCCGCGGCGGGGUGCGCUCCCGUCACUCGGUCCCAGCGCCUGCCAACCUAGCAGUUCGAAAGCACCCCCGGGUGCAAGUAGAUGAAUAGGGACCGCUUACCAGCAGGAAGGUAAACGGCGUUCCGUGUGCUGCGCUGGCUCGCCAGAUGCAGCUUGUCACGCUGGCCACGUGACCCGGAAGUGUCUGCAGACAGCGCUGGCUCCCGGCCUCUAGAGUGAGAUGAGCGCACAACCCUAGAGUCUGUCAAGACUGGCCCGUACAGGCAGGGGUACCUUUACCUUUACCUUUUACCUUCAAUCUAGGGUUCCCCUCCCCGCCUCCACAGAGAGCCUAGAGAGAGAAAGAGAAUUUUGAUAAGCCACAGCUACUUCCCCUCCCCAAUCUUCAAGUCUGCCCUGAUGUUGUCCUGAGUAUCCAGGUGGAAACAAAUAGGUGAGGCCCCUGAGGUUCAGAUAAGGCCUGUUAGGGGACAUACAUCUUUUGUCUAUUCCCUCAAAUAAAAGGUUCUUGACUGCACUCCCAGCUAUGCCCACCCAGGUAUUUACUGCAGCAUCAGCAUGGGCUGAAGAGUUAAUGUUGUUCUUGUUUUAAUCUUCCUGAGCUUCCUAGAUGAAUAUAUGUUAUCACAUGGCCACAGAAAUGAACUUAACAAAAAUAAUUGAAAUCUGCACAGACAUACAAGGUGGUUCCCAUUAAAUUCCCUAUUUUUCUCUCUCUACUUCCUCCAUACAUGGCUUGACUCAAAGAUAUCCUUAUUGAAAACUUGAACGAUGGCUGGGUUAUAUAUGAAAGGACCUUAUAUUGGUUUUCUAGUGAGGUAGCCUCAUGGAUGGAUGCCCAGAAAAAUUGUGAGCUGGAAGGCGCCAACCUCCUUUCUGCGGAAUCAGUGGAAGAACAGGUGAGCAUCAAAGCUGAGUAUAGGAAAGGUAGGGGAUCUUCUUGAGCUAAUGGGCUCCUAUCAUCACUAUCCAUUUAAGAAGGUUACAUUUACCUGUAUGCAGCCAAGACAGCAACUCCAUCAGUCAAGCCAAGGGGUGGGUGAGGCAGGGAGCAGCUGCUACCAUCUGGGACUAACUAAGGUUUCUUGGAGCUGCUGAGCUCUAAUAGAAUGAAGCUGGCAUUCAGGAAGGAGGUUUUGAAGGGAGUGAAGGAGGAGAUACUUGAGGGGCAUCUAUCCCUUGGCUUGCCGGUAAAUUCUUCCUCUACUCUGUGAGAUGUACUGAGUGCUUAGAAAGAAGGCUUUGCUCACCACCCUAACCCUCUGGCAUGACAGUAUCAUGGAGAUGACUCCAGAGGAGCUUGCAGGGUAGAUCCAGUGUGGUGUAGUGGUUAAGAGAGCCAGUGUGGUGUAGUGGUUAAGAGCGGUAGUCUCGUAAUCUGGGGAACUGGGUUCACAUCUCCGCUCCUCCACCUGCAGCUGCUGGGUGACCUUGGGCCAGUCACACUUCUUUGAAGUCUCUCUCAAAAGGAUGUCACAUAGAGGAGGGAGAAAGGUUGUUUUCUGCUGCUCCAGAGAAGCGGACAUGGAGCAAUGGAUCCAAACUACAAGAAAGAAGAUUCCACCUAAACAUUAGGAAGAACUUCCUGACAGUAAGAGCUGUUCAACAGUGGAAUUUGCUGCCAAGGAGUGUGGUGGAGUCUCCUUCUUUGGAGGUCUUUAAGCAGAGGCUUGACAACCAUAUGUCAGGAGUGCUCUGAUAGUGUUUCCUGCUUGGCAGGGGGUUGGACUCGAUGGCCCUUGUGGUCUCUUCCAACUCUAUGAUUCUAUGAUUCUAUGAUUCUAUGAUUCUAUGAGCCCCACUCACCUCACAGAGUCUUUGUUGUGGGGGAGGAAGGGAAAGGAGAAUGUUAGCCGCUUUGAGACUCCUUAAAGGGAGUGAAAGGCGGGAUAUCAAAUCCAAACUCUUCUUCUUCUUCUAGAUCCCUCUCCCAGAGCCUUAGCCCUGGCAGAAGGGCUACUGGGGUGCUACAGGGCAUAGACAUGGGUGAGACCCCAUCAUCAUGCCAUUAAGCAUACCACAACCAGACUGAUUCCAGUGUCUCUGGAACCAACCAACAAACAUGGAUGCAGAAACUGGAGUAUUUGCCACACAGGUCACUGUCCCACUAGAUGGCUCCAAGACCAACUGUUCUAUGGCACAGUCAUUAACAGUAUUUGGAAAUUUUAACUCUGUGUCAUGACUGGAAUACAUAUGUAGCCAGUCUUGGUGAGGGCAGGUGAAGUUACCCUUCACUACAAUAUUUCCUCUUUGGAAUGCUUCCUUGAUUCCAUCAUCAUCAUUCAUUAUCAUCAUAAUGUUGAUCAGGGGGACAAUACCACAUCCACUGUAUGAAAUUAUUAUUGGUGAUGGGAAUACUAUGUAUAGUUUUGAUCACUGCUUCCAAAAAAAAUGUGGGUAGGGUCUUCAAAGGUGACACCUGUUCCUUUUAAAAUGUGUUUGUUUUAUGCCUGUUGAAUUUCUGUAAAGGGCUGUAGUCUCCCAGAGAAAGGGUCAUUGUCUUAAAAUAUUUUAUUUGUUCUUUCUCCACCCCUUCCCUAGCUUUUUGUGAGCACUGAAGUACAAAAUCUUAAAAAGGUUUAUUGGAUUGGAGUCUUUAAAGACAAGGGAGGGACAUGGAAAUGGCUGUCAGGGAAGAUAGCUUCAGAAACGUAAGUUUUUGAAGAAAUAUUUGUUAAUGACAUACGUUCCAAAAAGUUUCAGAUUCUGAUUACAUAAUUGAUCCAUUUGCACUCCAAAUAUAUUUUGCCAUGCACUUUUCUCUACUACCAAAGAUCUACAUAUGUACUCCUCCACAUCAUUAUCCAGGUGAGUGACUGCUUCUUCUCCCUAGGUUGCAGAGGCAGGAAGGCCACUCUUCCUGCUUCUCUAGACAAGUGAAUGUGCUGAUUCAGAAGAGGGUGAAAACAUGCUUUUAAAUGGUUUGUGCUGCUUAGCUCAGCUUCAAAGGGACAUGUAGGAACCUAAAGCUGAGCAACACUCUCUUUCGGAAAAUAUUUCUACAGUUUAUUAUUGUUAUUAUUAUUAAUUUUAUUGAAGUUUUUAUCUCUACAAAAUAACAGAAAGAAAGGUUUACACAUAUGUACAUGUUAGUAACACAAAGCAUCCCCCCACCUCACCCACCACCAUUGGUUCGACAUAACUCGAAAUGUGAGUUAAAAUCUGACUUCCUUCCAUCGUUGCUUGACCUUAAUUCUAUAACUUAUCUUUACAGUUGUGUUGUUAUAUUGUAUUUGACAAAUAUUCUGAUUUUACUUGCAUUUGUAACCUUUCCCCUUUACAAACUUUGUUCUUUACAUAUCAAUAUUUCUGUACCAGAGCAGUGUUUUUUCGUAUAUUCUUUCAUGAAACUCCAUUCUUUUAUUAAAUUUUGAUUUGUUUGACCUCUGAUAGCUGCCGUCAUUUUGGCCAAUUCAACAAAUUCAAUAAGUUUGAUUUGCCUUUCUAUUAUUGUGGGUAUUUUGUCUCCCUUCCAGUUCUUUGUUAUAAGAACUUCCUGACAGUAAGAGCUGUUCGACAGUGGAAUUUGCUGCCAAGGAGUGUGGUGGAGUCUCCUUCUUUGGAGGUCUUUAAGCAGAGGCUUGACAACCAUAUGUCAGGAGUGCUCUGAUGGUGUUUCCUGCUUGGCAGGGGGUUGGACUCGAUGGCCCUUGUGGUCUCUUCCAACUCUAGGAUUCUAUGAUUCUAUGAUUCUAUGAUUCUAACUCUUGCGGCAGCGGAUGCAUAGAAGAAUAUCCUUUUCUUAUUUAUGGGGAUGUCAUUUGUUAUUAAUCCCAGAAGAUAUGCUUCUUAAAAGAUACGUUUCCAAGUAAUAGUAGAAGGCAUGGGGAGGGAGUGAGGAAGUAGACAUCCAAUCUUGAUCGAUCAGUGCUGCUGUUUCUUUUCUUUUCAGCUACUGGAAUUACUAUGAGCCAAAUAGAGAACCGAACCACGACUGUAUUGCAAUGUCCUUUGAUUGCUACUACAACAAAUGCUGGAUGGCAGUAAAAUGUGAUCUACCAAUAAACUAUGUUUGUAAGAAGGUGCCUAAGGAUACUUGGCUCUAAAAAGACACCUUAAGAUGAACGUAACUGGAUCCCAUGAUCACUACACAAAAACAAAACCAAGAGAUCACCCACCCCGCUGUUUUAAUGCACAAUCCGCACUCUGCCACCUACGUUUUGGGACUCUCUGGUAUCAGCCCUCAAAAACCACCUUGAAAAGACCUUAUUCUGCAAGCUCAAAUGUAGAUGACUACAGAAAUAAAGAAUGGAAGGAUCCAAUCAUAGCCA